Fibroporia radiculosa is the source of this 984-nucleotide messenger RNA. RefSeq lists its product as uncharacterized. Gene Ontology annotation, biological process: post-chaperonin tubulin folding pathway; tubulin complex assembly. Gene Ontology annotation, molecular function: tubulin binding. NCBI's taxonomy places the organism in Eukaryota, Fungi, Basidiomycota, Agaricomycetes, Polyporales, Fibroporiaceae. The record is from RefSeq and is a predicted model, not a curated record. The coding region runs from base 1 to 984 and encodes 327 amino acids. Gene Ontology annotation, cellular component: cytoplasm. The transcript has 5 exons.
AUGUCGGCAUCUAACCAGGCCCUCUCUCAAGAGUUUUAUGCGCAUUUUCAGGCUACUCGCUCUGACCUCCUUGCCCGCCUGGACGUCCUUUCUACGGGGAAGAACAAUUCAGAGGUCGUAGAGCAACUCGCUGUGGAUGUGCUGAAGCUCAGGAAAGGACUGACUGACGCGACCGAUUUCUUGCCUGCCUAUGACCAACGACAGUGCGAUAUUCGAAUGAAAGAGAUUGAAGAGACACUGCAAAAACUACGUGCUGCGUCGUCUGGAAAGCCCAAAUUUGCGUUCAAGCGCAAAGCGAAUAAGCCUACCAUACCGUUGUCCUCGGAAACCAAACCCACCACUGAGCCAGUGUUUCAACCACAUGAAUCCGAUCCUUCGUCAGGCGGCCUUUCGCUCUCGAAUCAUUCGUAUCAAUACCUCACCUUGGGAUCUAUUCCGACAUCUUCUGCUUCAUCUGACCUCACGAUCUCCGAGCUGGAUCACUGCAUUGUGAACCUCCUACUUCCAGACGCCACCCAUGCCUCUAUAUCUCCCCCACCGAAAAUUACCGCCCUGCACGUCCGUAAUGUUCGCAAUAGCGUUCUCAUUCUGCCACGGAUCGACGGGAGCGCGCUUCUGCACGACCUUUCAAGAUGCGUCUUUGUUCUGGGAUGUCAUCAGUAUCGUAUGCAUGCGUCGUCGGACACGGACGUGUACAUUUCGGUGUCUUCGAAUCCGAUUAUCGAACACUGCACGGGUAUCCGAUUUUCAGGUUAUCCCCAGCUCUUCCUCCGGUCAGGCGCAUUUGCACCCCCAAAAGAUAAUAUGUCUUCAAGCGAUCACCUCGCCGUCCAAGACUUCUCCCACAUACGUGCUACGCCCUCGCCGAACUGGUCGAUUUUGCCGGCGAGUGAGGUCAUUCCAGACGAACAGUGGCUACUUUCCGCCAACGUGGAGAAAGUCGGCGUGGACUCGAUUCUUGAGAAGCUUAUUCCUCGCCCAUAG